Lolium rigidum is the source of this 2246-nucleotide messenger RNA. RefSeq lists its product as uncharacterized. The transcript has 10 exons. The coding region runs from base 1 to 2229 and encodes 742 amino acids. Lineage: Eukaryota; Viridiplantae; Streptophyta; Magnoliopsida; Poales; Poaceae. The record is from RefSeq and is a predicted model, not a curated record.
AUGCCGACCCAGAAGAUCCCCGCCGCGCCGGUCGUCGGUGGCUUCACCUCCCGCCGCCACGCUAAGCUCCUGCACCACCUCUUCGAUGCAAGCAACGGCGGCGCCUCUGCCAACGCCCCCGUUAAGGACCUCCGCAUCCGCCGCGUGGUGCCCCCGGCCUCCGCGCCGCCUCCCGACGCCUCCCCCGACCCCCCCGCCGCCGCCAAGCCCGUGCCCGCCGUCGUCGAGAUCCAGGUGGCCCAGUCCACCCCGCCGGAGCCCACCGCGGCGGCGGCAGCCCAAGACCGCGAGAGGAAGCCGGUGCUGCCGCGAUCCAAGCUAGUGCGCAACCCGGCCUCCUUCGGCUACCGGCGCCUCCUGCCGUUCCUGAACCAGAUGGCGGCAAAGAACGGUUCAGACAUCUCGGACACGCCUUCAGAACCCAAGGUCUCCGACUCAGCAAACAAUGAGCUCGGCGGAUCUGACACUGGGCUGGCCGACGAAGCUGAGGACGGGAGUGGGAGCCAAGGUGGAGCUGCUCCUGUGGUGGAUUCCGUGGAGCCGCUUGCUGUGGAGGGUGCAGUAGACCGGGAGAUGCAGGCUUGCUGUGAUAGUGUCAAUGAAGAACCCAAGGUCGUCUCUGCUCAUCUCGCCAGCAGCAAGCCGUGUGUUGCCCGCUGCACAAGGUCGAGGUUUGUCCAUCACGCGAGCUCAUUUAGCUACAAGAGGAUGCUGCCAUUUCUUAAGGAGAAUGAAAUCUCUUCCCAGGGGGAAGAUAGGGCUAAGAUUCGUAGAGUGUCAGAAGAGGAACAUAUAGCAUCAGAAGGCUCUCCUGAAGAACUUGACGGAGCUCAAAUUCAGUGCGCCGUGCCGCAAGUUUCUCUGGAUGGCAGCAGUGCAGCUGAGGUUCAGGAAGUCACACAAGAAGUGUUAGCUUCAGUUGGAGACCUGGUUGCUGCCAGGAACGCUGUCAUGGCCACUGGACAACCUCAGCUUACUGUUUCAGAAGAUUCUCCUGAAAAAAGAGAUGUAGCUGAAGCUGAAACAACAGUAGAAGAAAAGGAGGCGUUGAAAUCAGAUGACAAGUCUGUUAAGAUGGAUUAUGCAGAGCCGCUUGCUGUCAAGCCUGGAGGAGACCAGGAGAUGAAGGAGCUCUGCGACAGUGUCAAAGAGCAAACCAAGGUCGUACCUGGUGAUCUCGCAAGCAGCAAGCCUUGUCUUGCUCGCUGCACGAGGUCAAGGUUCGUUCCUCAUCCGAGCUCAUUCAGCUACAAGAGGAUGCUGCCAUUUCUCAUGGAGAAUGAUAUCUCCUCUCAGGAAGGAAACAGGGCCAGGCUUCAGAGAGUUCCAGAAGAGAAACAAUUGGCAUUGGAUGCGAGCGAUGAUGUCUUGGACUGUAUAGCUGAAUCGCAGAAAGUCACACCAGAAGUAUUGUCAUCUUCAGAUAGACACUGCCAGGUUGCUGUCUUGGAAGAUUUUCCUGUGGAAAGCAAUGCGGCUGAAGUUGAAGGAAUUGCAGUAGAAGAAAACAUUACAAAGUCAGACGGAGAUGAGGCAAGUGGACUAACUUCCGGCAAGGGUGACUCCAAGUUGUUACAAGACAAGACUGAACUUGCUAAAGUACAACAAUGCCAGAGCUCGGAGUCUAGGUGUCCUGAUAUUGGUUUGGGUAGCCCUACCAAGGCAGUAACAGAGGACGAUGGAGCUGAUCAACAUGGUGCACAAGAGAGACAUUAUUCUGUGGCUUCUCCGGAUGGCCUAUUGCUUGAUCUGGGAAUGAUCUGCAAGCCUUCUCACGCUGGCAUCUCUUGCUUGAAGAAACAAGUUCUGUCUCCGAAGAAGCUUUCUCCAAAGAAAGGGAUACUUAAGAGGCAUACAAGCUGGGGGUGCAAGGGCAUCUGCAUGUGUCUUGACUGCUCCGUGUUCCGGUUGCGUGCUGAUCGAGCUUUUGAGUUCUCCAGGAAACAGAUGCAGGAGGCGGAUGAUGUAAUCGGGAACCUACUGGAGGAGGUGGCGAUCCUGCGUAGUCUGGCGGAAAAACCUUCUGGCAAAGAGCAGAUCAAAGAGGCUUGCCAGAGGGCAUCGUGGGUGGAGGAGGUUGCCAGGGACCGCCGGCGGCAGAUGCUGGAGGAACUCAACUCACACUGCAAAAUUCCCGGGCCAAGGGUGAAGUUUGCGCAGUAUGUCGACGAGAAGAUUGGCUUGGUGCCUCACAGUGGCAGUAACUGCAGGAGGCAGCCUCCCUUGUGAAGGAUGGAGGUGACAGA